This is a messenger RNA of Branchiostoma floridae (Florida lancelet), 969 nucleotides long. RefSeq names its product short-chain collagen C4-like. The record is from RefSeq and is a predicted model, not a curated record. Lineage: Eukaryota; Metazoa; Chordata; Leptocardii; Amphioxiformes; Branchiostomatidae. The coding region runs from base 151 to 933 and encodes 260 amino acids. The transcript has 4 exons.
AAGAGGCAAUAUAGUACGUAAAAACUACCACCGGAGGUUGCCGUGACGCCUAGGUAAACAUGCGCAUUGUAAACAACUCAAACCUCUGGAGUCUAGUUACAUUUUGAAGGUUACGCAGUUGCGUACGCGACCAAAGUCUUUUGUUACAAGAUGUGGCUACUAGUAUUCGCUGGAUUUCUUUGGGUUGCUGGAGUCAACUGUACCGCAACAGACAAAAUCACACAACACAUUCUGUCUGAUGUUGUUGCUCUAGCAUCGGAGUUAGAAGAACUGAAGCAAGAUGUGGCCUGGCUGAGAACGAUGAGACACAUUGAAGAGGAAAACGGGCGAAGCGGUAGGCAAUUGUCACCGAGAGUCAACAACACCGGACCCGUCUAUACGACAUACAACAUCUGGGGAAGGAGACACUGCCCUACGUCUUCCGAGGAGAUAUACAGCGGAGUUGCAGGAGGCGAAUACUACUCCCAUACCGGAGGAGCCUCCGAUUUCCAGUGCUUGCCAAUGGACCCUAUCUACGCACGGACAGCACCCAAUGAGCAGAGCACCAGGGGACUGAUGUACCCGGUACAGUACAUGGGGAGCUGGCCUAACAACGCCGCCUACACCGCUUCUGUCAAUCACGACGUUCCCUGCGCUGUGUGCCGGGCUCGCCGCUCAACCCACAUCACUGUACCAGCCCGUAACGUCUGUCCUAGCGGGUGGACGCUAGAGUACAAAGGUUUCCUUUUGGCAGCGUAUCAACACAGUUCGAGUUACGAUCGUUCACAGUAUAUCUGUGUUGACGAGCUAUUUGAGACAGUUCCUUCGACAGGAUCCAGUGUAUAUGCAGCCCAGCUUUUCCCUGCAGAGGGCAAAUGCACCUCAGGCGGCGGGCUGCCAUGUUCACCUUACAUUGAGGGGUAUGAGCUUACCUGUGCCGUCUGUAGCAUCUAGGUAUUUCUCUAAGUCACACCGUGGCGGGGAUCAAUA